AUGUCCACUUCAAACUUUGAUCAAACCAUUCACUCUCUCGUUUCAAAACUCGUUCCCUCUCAACGUUUCAUGAUUUAUGGAUGCUAUGGCUACACUGGUGAAUUAAUUGUCAAACUCGUACGAGAGUAUGGACUUUUAAAAAAAGUUGUACUUGCAGGUCGGAAUCGAGAACAAUUAGAAGACAUGUUAAAACGUCAAAAAAUUGAAAAAUCUGAAGUCGAAUAUCAAGUAUUUUCAUUGGAUCAAGAUUCGGAAGUGAUUGAUGAACAAGUGAGAAAGGUCGAUUUGGUCUUGUUGGUUGCAGGACCUUUUGUUUCAACUUCGAAGGCAAUUGUUGACAGUUGUUUGAGAUGUGGAGCUCAUUAUUUGGAUAUUACUGGAGAAUUCCCUGUAUUCCAAAGCAUUCUCGAAAAUGAAACUGUCAAAAAACAAGCCUGUGAAAAAGACAUUAUUCUCAUGCCAGGUGUUGGUUUUGAUGUCGUUCCCACUGAUUGUCUUGCCAAAACUCUCGAAGAAGCUUUCACUUCUAAAUUUGGUAAAGAAAAAGCCACCAAUCCCAAUGCUCAACUCGAACUUGCCAUCAAUACCAGCAAUGGCGCACAAACUUCUCGUGGUACCACAAAAAGUGCUGUCAACAUGUUGAGAAGUGGUCAAUGGGGAUUUCCAGAACGAGUUCAAGGUGUCAUUAAACCAGUGCCUCGCGUCGUAAAGGAAUUCCCAUUUUACAAAAAUGGAAAAGAAGGAUUUGAAAAUUCUGAAAUCAAGCAAGUGACCUGUAUGAGUGUUCCUUGGGGAGAUAUAGCCACGGCAUAUGUGAGCACUGGAGUUCCAAAUGUGAGAGUUUAUUUUUCAUCAUCCAAGAAUGCUGCAACAGUGGCCAAAAUUAUGAAUAUUUGGUUGGUCAACUUUUUAUUCUUUUUAUUCUUCAAUUUACCAUUCGUCGUUCCAUUGAUCUUUAAACUCAUUGAUUGGCUCAUGCCAAAAGGACCUGAAGAAAGUCCUGACUCGAGAAUUCAAAUUUAUGGCGAAUUGACCUUUCAAGAUUCUACAAAUAAGAAUUACAAAGUGUGUGGAAGAGCACAGACUCGAGCUGGUUACUUGUUUACAGCAGAUAGUGCCUUAUUGAUUACAUUGAAGAUUUUAACCAAGACUGGAUUGAAGAAACAUUCAGGAUGUUUGACACCAUCGUUGGCGUUUGGAGCUGAUUUUUUGAAUGAAAUUGGUGGAUGUAAGGUUGAGAUUGUUGAGUAA
Messenger RNA from Naegleria lovaniensis, 1251 nucleotides. RefSeq lists its product as uncharacterized. The transcript is spliced from 2 exons. The record is from RefSeq and is a predicted model, not a curated record. The coding region runs from base 1 to 1251 and encodes 416 amino acids. NCBI's taxonomy places the organism in Eukaryota, Heterolobosea, Eutetramitea, Acrasida, Naegleriidae.